Molecule: messenger RNA, 1501 nt
Organism: Sinocyclocheilus anshuiensis
Lineage: Eukaryota; Metazoa; Chordata; Actinopteri; Cypriniformes; Cyprinidae
Product: SH2 domain-containing protein 4A-like
Exons: 6
Coding region: 274-1116 (280 amino acids)
Cellular component (GO): cytoplasm
Source: RefSeq, a predicted model, not a curated record
CAUACACACACUCACACACGCUGCUGCCUGUUUCACUAACACAACUCCACAGCACACUUCUCCAGCUCUGAAUACUGGAAUCACAUGGCCAGAGUGUGGGAUAAGAACGAACUCAACAGCAGGAUCUAAAAUGCCAAUCUCUGGAACAUAGAGGAAGCUUUUGUUUGAGGAAAGGACGAUAACAAUUCCAAAAAAGGAGCUGGACUCUUCAGAGAGCGUUUUUGUAUACCAGCACACUUAUUCAAAAGCCUACGACACACAAACAGACACACCAUGCUGCAGCAAAUCCUAGCUGACAUGUACAUCGACGCUGAUGUACUAGAGGCCUUGAAUGAGGAACAGAAGAAGAUCCUGUUCUUCAAAAUGAGAGAGGAACAAGUCAGGCGCUGGAAGGAGCGGGAAGAGAAGGAGGGCAAGGAGGGGAUAAAAAAAGAAAAGUGCCGGCAAAAGAGAGGCCCUUGUAAAAGUGUGAGCUGGUUGCUGGGCAGUGAUGGUGAUGUGCAUGUGUGUAUUAUCGGAGAAUCAGAUGAGCUCAAAUCUCCAAAACUCAUCCUGUCCGAGCUGAGAAACAAGACAGCGGCCAACCCUAAUGCUAUCAACAGAGCAAAAGCAGAAACUGUAAAGAGCAGCCUGACCAAACCCAGCAGAGCGCAACAAACCAGUACAGAACCAGGGAUCCAGCUACUGCUUAAGAAACCAGAGGAGCUCAGCGAUUCUACGACAGUCUCAGAUGAGUCCAAGCAGGACAGCGGUUCUGAUCAGUCAGCUGACGACACCAGGGGCCAAACAGAUGACUCAGAUUCGGGCAGCGCGGAGGACGACACGGGCCUUUACAGAUCACAUAUGAGCAACACAGAGACAACAGUAGCAGACAGACUCAGAGAGCUUCAACUGCACAGAGCAAUGAAAGAGCAGCUGUCAAUCAACAACAAGACACACCCACUGGACACACCCACACCAGACAAAGGAGUGAUGAAAGAUAAGGAUAGCAGUCUGACAUACGGCAGUCGUGUGGCUCAGCUCAGGAAGAACUUCAACACCAGUAAUGCUCCAUGUGUCAAACCACCGAUCCCCUGCAAGCCCCCUCACCUACUGGCCUCCCCCUCUGUCAGAUAAAAACAACACUGCCACACUGCACACCUGAAAAACAUCCUAGUGUAUUCAAAAACCUGCAAAACAAACUAAAAACACAGAAAGACUUGCGCAUGUGAGCAGAUCCAGGUGUGGACGCAGCUGGAGACGGACGUUGUACGGAAAUCAAACACUUCUUAUGACCCAGCUCAAGCCAUCACUCUUCAGUUUUCACAUUGUUUACAGAGGAACGUGGUCUCCAGAGGACUCAAAGAUUUUUUCUACUGCCUUAUAUAGUUUAUUUUUUUUAUAUCAACUUUGUUUCCUUAAGGGGAGAAUGACCAAAGUUAUUGUUUAAUAUUUUUAUAGAUAAUGGCUCAUCUUUUUUGUCUGGUAAAUAACGGUGUUAUAUUGUAUUAAAUAAAACAAC